CAUUGGAGAGCUGGACGAAAGGGAGGGAUUUAAUGAGCCUGACGCUAUUUUUGUAUCGUUGGAGUUUAAACUUUGCCACCCAGUAGGAAAAAAAAAGAUUUUGGCUGGACAGACGGAGAACGGAGAAGAAAAUAACCGUAUUCAACUUCGCAGCAAGGAAAACCUUUGGGAUUGGAAACAAUUAGCUAAACCGAAUCAACACUGGAGAACACUCUCAGGAGUAGUCAUGGCCUGCCCCAAUCUUGACGGCAUGGAGUUGCUGGAUCUCCUCUUUGACGGGCAGGAUGGAGUCCUUCGCAAUGUCGAGCUGGGAUCCUCAGAGGCCCCUUGGAUGGCACAGGAAGGCAGGGAUUUGCUGAACCCUCAAGAGAACGAUGACUUCAUCAACUCCAUCUUAGGAGCGGCAAACACCGUCCUAGAUUCUCCAAGCUGGUCUCCAGCUGCCAGUGACAGCGGCAUAUCUGAGGAUCCAAAUUCUGAUCAGCUGGACAGCCCUCCACAUUACGUCCCAACCGGAAGCCCAGAGGCCUACUCUGAUGGAAGUUCAGCUGGUGACCUGGCCUACGUCCCGUGUCAGGACUCCUGUCAAGCCUUACCUGUCCUAAAAGGACCAGCCACCGAGCUGAGAGAGAUGGAUGUCUCCAUAGACUUCAAUAUGUGGGCUGCUGGUUUUUAUCCAGAGGAGAGGCAAGUAACAGAUGCCACCCAUCAAAACCCACCCUCCUGCACGCUCACAAUUAAGGAUCUCCUCCUUUCAAACAACUCUGAAAUGCACCAGCAGGCUAUCACCUCCUCAGUGAUGAGACAAGUCCCAGGGACCUGCCAGGAGCUGGUGCUGACCGAGGAUGAGAAAAAAUUGCUGGCUAAGGAAGGUGUGAUGCUUCCGACCCAGCUGCCUCUCACCAAGUAUGAGGAACGGGUUCUGAAGAAGAUCCGUCGAAAGAUCCGGAACAAACAGUCAGCUCAGGAAAGUCGCAAGAAACGGAAGGAAUACAUCGAUGGUUUAGAAAGCCGGAUGUCGGCUUGCACAGCUCAAAAUCAGGAGCUCCAGCGGAAAGUGGUUCACCUGGAGAAGCAGAACUUGUCUCUUCUGCAGCAGCUAAAGAAACUCCAGUCCAUCGUGAUGCAAUCCAGCGGCAAGGCUGCACAAACCAGCACCUGCGUGGCGGUCUUGCUUCUCUCCUUCGCCCUGUUCAUCUUUCCGUCCAUCGGCCCUUUCACCAGCAACAAAGCCGAGACCUCAGGUGACUUCGUACCUGUGAGAGUUUUUUCUAGGUCCCUCAACAACGAUGCAUCAUCUAGAAUUGUCAAUGCCCUGGGCAAGGAGGCCGAGCAGAGUGCCAAGGAGAGCGUCUGGAAGGAGCCAGCUCACCGGGCACACGAUGCUCCCAGCACCUUGAUCAAAGACCUCUUGAAGCUUCAGAAGCAGGCAGAGACCCUGCCGGACAACCACACUGAGGUCUUCGCAGAAGAUAGAGCUGCCCCUUCGGAAGGACUCGGGCCUGAGGUUCCGUAUCCGGUCCAGAAUUUGACCUCGGUGGCAUGGACUGAAUCGGAGCAAUUUGGAAAUGGGGCCUUGGAACAGACGGACGAGCUGUGACCUUCCGUCCGGCUGCUUCCUCUCCCUCGCUGGGCCUGUGUGGACUAAACCAGGAAGGGGAAUGGGGAAGCUGUGUGUAUGUGUGUGUGCAGCAGGGUUACGUCUCUUCUACUCAGGAGGAUGGAAACGAUGUGGAAGAGAGUCACAGUGUGAGAGAGCAAGGGGGCUGAAUCCUCUCAGGAUAUUUGAGGACCCCCCGAAAAAGUCAAGCCGAGCCCCGGUUCCCCUCUUCCAUUUUUAAACCCAGGGGGGGGGGGGGGGGGGGGAAUUCUCCAGGAUGGUGUGGGAGUCUCAAACAGAACUGUAGUUGUGACACCUUCAGGGUCAUUGCAAAGUGUGUCGCGCCCGACAUCCCUCAUAGAACUAAGGGCUUUCAGUGUUUUUAUUACAGGGAAGAUUUGGAGUUUGAAAUCUGAAUUUUUUUUGUUCCUCCUGGCUUCUUGAGAUUUCUGUUCAUCUAGUUUGCAGUGAGGAUGAGUGAAAGAAAAUGUUCUUUUCUUUCUUUCUUUUUUUUUUGCAAGGUGGGGAAAAAGCUGAAAUGUAUAUAUGGUUACCCCUAAUAGCUUUGCACCAUCCGAAGUACAGGUAGUCCUUGAGUUACAACCGCAAUGGACUCCCCCAAAUUUCUGUGGCUGAGUGAAACAUUUAAGCGAGUUUGCUCCGUUUUACGAUUUUCUUGCCACCUUUGUAAAUGGACCACUGCACUUGCUCAGUUAGUAACAUGGAUGGUUAAGUGAAUUUGGCUUCCCCCGUUGACUUGGCUCAUCAGGUCACAAAAAGUGGAUCAUGUGACCCCGGGGACACUGCGACCAUCAUAAAUAUGAGUCAGAUGUCAAGGAUCAGAACAUAAAUCUCAGGAUGUUGCGACAGUCGUAAGUGUGAAGAAAUGACUUUUUCCACUGCCGUUGCGACUUUUGUCACUAAAUGAACUGUUGUAAGUCGUGGACUACCUGUGGUAAUCUUUUUGGCGAAGGGUUAAGAGUCCAGAAAAGGGAGCAAAGGUUCAUCUCAAUCAGCCUCUGCUAUCUUUAUUUGGGAAAAAAAAAAUCUUAAUCAGGAAUGUAAAAUAUAAUCUGCCUCUAUAAGAAUGUUCAGAUGGCUUCGGCUGUGUCUUGCACGUUCGAUUAUGUAAGGAAGCGGCCGGCCUUCAGGGAAGCUCAAAGCAGCUUCGGGAGGCAUCUGUUCAGAUUAUUUUCUUCGCGUUCCCUGAACUGCCGCUUUCGGCCCCCACGGUUUGGCUGCUUUCCCUUCUGAGGUGUCAAAGCGUGGCGCGGAGUUUUUUUCCCCCCAACAUGUGACAGCUUCUGAGGAUGAAAUCCAAGUACCGAAGCCAGCUCAGAAGUUUCGCUGUCUCAGAUGUCCUCCUAGUUCUAACUUCCUGAUUUAUUUUCUUUUCUGGGAGAGCAGCAUUGGAUCUAUUGGAGUAGUGUGAAUGGCCUUGAGGGGUGGGGGAAGGAGGGAAAGAGAUGCUGCCUAGGGAGCGGUUGGAUAAGAGAGGCUACGGCCUGCAGCUGAAUAGCAGGUAGAGGAACGAGGCUCAGAAGGGACCCUCCCUAAAUUCCUAGGCUGUAAAAGUGGGGAGGAGCUGCAUAGGGAACAGUCAGAUAAGAAACGACUUAGUAUGCAGCUGCAUAACGGGUGGAGAAAAAGACUGAGAAGGGACCCUCCCGAAGUUCCCAGGCUGUAAAAGAGAGGAGGGGGAAGAAAUGCUGCCUGGGGAACAGUCAGAUAAAAGAGGGCUUAGCCUACAGCUGUAUAACGGGUGGAGAAAAAGACUGAGAAGGGACCCUAAGUUCCCAGGCUGUAUAAGAGAGGAGGGGGAAGAAAUGCUGCCUGGGGAACAGUCAGAUAAGAGAGAACUUAGCCUGCAGCUGCAUAGCAGGUGGAGGAAAAGACUCAGAAGGGACCCUCCCAGUGGUGGGUUUAUAAUAUUCUUACCACCGGUUUGCCCCGCCUGCGCGCCAUCCACACAUAUGCCUGGCCUUCCACGCAUGUGCUUUGCUUGCGCACACGCCUUCACUUGGCCUCAAAAACGUGGCUAAAUAGGACAGCAUUACGUCCGGGCGGGUGGGCAGGCCCACCCACAGUCACCAUUACCAGUUCGCCUGAACCGGUACGAAUUGGCUGAAUACCACCUCUGGACCCUCCCUAAGUUCUCAGGCUGUAAAAGCAAGGAGGGGAAAGAAAUGCUGCCUGGGGAACAGUCAGAUAAGAGAGGGCUUAGCCAGUAGCUCCUUAACAGGUGGAGAAAAAGAUUCAGAAGGGACCCUCCCUAAGUUCUCAGGCUGUAAAAGAGAGGGCAGGUGUUUGAACUGUCAGAUUUUACUAUUGUAACUUUACUGUAAAGUAGAAAUAGCUAAUCUGGUCAUAUUUCCUCUCUGGUCUGCCUGGUGACAGCCCCAGUCUAAUACGAUCCUAUGGAUUUUUUGAGCACAUCCUGCGGUCAGCCCAGGGUACCUAUUGAGCACGGCUGAGCUAACUUUGAAGGAUUGGGGGGCGGUUUGGGAUCAGAAAUUGCGAUGUGGAUCCCUUCGCACACCUGAAAUACCAGCAGCCGGAAAACGGAGAGCUGAGAUAACGUGGUCGCCCAUUUUCGUGUACAAUAAAUGAUUUGAGAUAAAGCAAAUGAUUCAUCA
This is a messenger RNA of Pantherophis guttatus, 4236 nucleotides long. RefSeq names its product cAMP responsive element binding protein 3 like 3 (gene CREB3L3). Gene Ontology annotation, molecular function: RNA polymerase II cis-regulatory region sequence-specific DNA binding; DNA-binding transcription factor activity, RNA polymerase II-specific. NCBI's taxonomy places the organism in Eukaryota, Metazoa, Chordata, Lepidosauria, Squamata, Colubridae. The record is from RefSeq and is a predicted model, not a curated record. Gene Ontology annotation, cellular component: nucleus. Gene Ontology annotation, biological process: regulation of transcription by RNA polymerase II.